GUCACGCAAAUGUAAUGUCAUUGACCGACUUAUCACACGUAGGGUUUCUAAUUGGAUUAUGGUUAUUACUAAAAAUCGGUUUUGGUGUUAAUUUUGUUAACUGAAAAUACAAUUAGUCACCAAAAUGUGGAUAGACGAGGCGGACGGCUUUGCCGAGAUUUUUAAGGGCUACCUGCCCUAUUAUUUGCUUGUGGCUCUGCCUAUUUUUAUCAUAAUGUCUCCUGUUAACCCGGUUGCGGCUUCUCAUGAGUUUUCCGUGUAUAGAAUGCAACAUUACGACUUACACACUGUUCCCCACGGAUGCCGCAGCGCCAGCUUCAAUCUUGAAGGUCGUUCCCUAACAUCAUGGAGCACAUCUCGUCACUGCGUGGUCGCCAGGGUUCAGGACAUCACCAUUGAUCAGUUCAUGGAGAUCCGCAGUAAAGCAGGAGCCUUGCUGCUGGUGCUGCCUAAGAACGAUACCGUUCUUACGGUUGAAGAGAAAGAGCACAUCCAACUCCUGGAGAUGGCAAUGAUCCAGCAGGAAGUGAAUGCUCCCGUCUACUUCGCUCGCUGGACUCCAGAAUUUGAGGAUAUUCUCCGAGACCUGCAGCACAGCUUUAUUACCGAUGACAAAUCUGGAACGGCACUGGAAGCCAUGUUGAACACUGUGUCUUCUAAUGGCUAUCAGAUUGUGGUAUCAGCGUCAACUCCUCAGAAACUGGACUCAAAACCGGUGACCUUGCAUGGAAAGCUGGUGGGUCGGUCAGGAUCAGCUCAGACUAUCGUCAUUGCAGCUCACUAUGAUUCCUCAGCUAUUGUUCCGGAGUUAUCCCAAGGCGCAGACUCAAACGCAUCAGGCGCAGUUGCAGUACUAGAACUAGCUCGAAUCUUCUCCCGGCUGUACUCGACGGCGUCAGUCAGAGGUGCACCGUCGCUACUGUUCGUGCUGACGUCAUUAGGACACUCACUCAAUUACUUCUCCGCUAAGAAGUGGCUUGAGGAACAGUUGGAUUCUACUGACGCGUCGUUGUUGCAAGACGUAUCCUUCGUAAUGUGCCUGGACUCCCUCUCGUCAUCCGACAGCAUGACGAUGCAUGUCUCCAAGCCGCCCAAACCGGGCGGAGCCGCGCAUUCACUCAAGUCAAGACUGGGAGUCAAUAUUAACCACAAGAAGAUCAACCUAGCUGAUGAACUGUUGGCAUGGCAGCAUGAAAGAUUCAGUAUUAGACGGAUGACUGCUUUCACGUUAAGUUCUCUACAGAGUCACAAGGACCCAUCCCGCAGCACAGUACUAGACCUCCCCUCAGAGGCUGGCAUCAGGAACUUGGCCGCCAACAUCGCGGCGACUGCGCGGGCGCUGGCCUCGCAUGUGUACAACCUGACUGACGAGCUCAACGAUGAGGAUCGAGCCUUGUAUGAUGAUGCACUGGGCGUGGAUGAGGCGUCAAUAAGACAUUGGUACAAGUACUUAUCGUCGCAGUCGAGAGCGCCACAGAUUAUCACCACUACACCACCCGGCGCAGGAGUGACAGGCGCGCUAUCUCGUGCACUAUCCCGCUACAUGGAGGUGUCGACGUCGGUGCACGCGGUGGACAAGCGCGAGCCCGAGUACGCGCUCUACGGCGCCACACGAGCCGCGCUAUAUGUAUACAGUGUAAAACCAGCAGUAUUCGACCUAAUACUGACACUAGCGAUCGUAGCAUACCUAACCGUGGUAUACUUCGCGAUCCAACUAUUCCCUCGCUUCUACGAAGAAUACGCGAAGAUAGUCACGGGCAAAUCCAAAGUACACUAGUUUAGUCUCAUGUGGUGUGGUAAGUGUUUUCUGACCUUUAUUUGUAGCUGUGUUAAUGACGUGUAUAGGUGACAGUCGCUAGAUGUAGUGUUGGGGGUAGUUAGAAAAUAUGACUGGUGUGUUAUCGAUUUAAAAUUUGGAUUUUUUGUAAGAAGUAUCAAAAGUUAUUGCCUAGUUUUUGAACAACGCCAAGAUUAAUACAUGAUAUAGUUAUCGGCACGAAUCUUGAGCUCUGACCUUCACAUGCGCAGAAGUAAUUUAUUGGGUCCCUUUUGUGGUCAUAGCCGUCACUCGGGAUUGGUUCUUUGCUAAUAAAUCACUUCUGCGCAGAUGUAGGACAGAGCUCAAGAUUCGUGCCGAUAGCUAUAAGUACUUUAAAACAUGUUUUUUGGCUCAAACUCCACCAAAGCGGAGCGAGGAAUUUUUAAAACAUCAUCAUCUCCCGAGCCUUUUCCCAACUAUGUUGGGGUCGGCUUCCAGUCUAACCGGAUUCAGCUGAGUACCAGUGUUUUACAUGGAACGACUGUACACUGUGACUGGGCAGUAGAAUUUUUCUUCUAUGAAUACUACUGAGUCGGUGGAGAUGAGAAAUUAUAAAUAACGAAAUUCUAUUUGUUGUUUAAAAACUCACAGUUACCAGGAAAAUCGCCAGUUUUAAAUCGAUAUCUCUAAAAGGAUUGGUUCUAUGUAUCAAAAGAAGUUAACAUGUUGAAAUGUUGUUACAAUUUAUGUAUUUAUCUCAAAUUAGUUUCAAAGUACCUGUACACUUCACUGGCGUAGCUUUUAUCCUAAACUUUGAGGAAAAGGUAUGUGACUUUGUAAACUAGUAAUCUAAUUUCUAUGUACUACAUUUGUUCUCAAGUAUGAGUGUGGGUUCGAUUCCAGGUCAAGCAAGUACCAAUGCAACUUUUAUAUGUUUGUAUGUACGUUCUAAGUAUCUUGUAUAUUAUAUGUUUCGAAGGGCACGAUACACUGUAAGUCCCGGCUGUUAUUUAAUUGAACAUCUCUUCAAAUACAAAUAGCUCUUAGAAAAAAAUUGGAACCGAGUUCUGUCCUGUAGGUGUAUGUAUUUCGUAUAUCUAACACUAAAAUUAAAUGAAAAUAAAAUAUAAAACAUUCAAAUGUCCUGGUAAAUUACGAAUUUAUGCUUUUAUAAUGUAGUACAUAGAAGUUAUUUUAUUAAUAAAAUCGGCAAUACUCUCGUUACCACAUUUCCCGCACCACGGUAAAGUCAAUCCUAGUAAUAAGUGUUGAACAAUUUCAUUUACAUACUAAAGAGUAAGUUUUCACAAAUAAUUUAUGAGAAAAAAGUAAAAGAAUAAUUUUCAAUAAUAUUGUUUAUUUAUAAAGCAGACUAUAUUGUUAACUGGUGGGAUAAGUAUUGCCAGUGGAAUUAAUUUUUAAAACCUCCAAAAAACCUUGUCUGUGGGUCAAAUUUUGCCAGUCGAACAUUUACCUUACUCUAUUGUGAUAAGGUUGAAAAUCUAUUGAAGUAAUUUGACAGAUUUAGGUAGGUUGAUAUGCUGUCGUUUGUACCUACUUUGAGUCACGUAAUCUAUGGUGGUUGCUAACAGUUUGGUACUUUUAUAAUUUUCAAAGCAUAAACUUGCCACAUGAAAAAAUAAUUUAAUCUAAAAUGGCGUCUGUAUUCCACUGGCAACACUUAGUCCCACCAUCUUGAAAAGUGGAAGAGUUCUUUAUUUUUGAAUUACAGCAGUUUACCAAGAAGUCUAUAUCGUACAUAGAAUAAGGUCGAAAGCAAUAUUUCCAAGAUUACAAAUUAAGAAUAAAUAAAUAAAUAAAAUGUGAAAGAUAUAAUUUAUUGAAAAAGAUGCGUGUAUUUAUCUCAGCUAAGUAUUACUCUGAUUUCGAGAUGUCCAUUAUGCCAAAUUAUUAUAAAUUAAUUUAUUGAUUAUUUUUCUGAUUUUUGUAAAGGCAACGAAGAGGAUACAUUGCAUUUUUUUACGUUAUGUAAAAUUGAGUCGAAUUUUUUAGGUACAUGAAAACUCAUUGUAAUCGUAGAAUGAAUUGGUUCUAUAUUUAAAAUUCAAACUGUUUUCCUCAAGUAGGUCAGCAGAAAAGUUUCUUUUACUGCAAACUUUGUUUUGUUGAAUAAUAGUUUUUAUAAUAUAAAUACAGAUAUGUUUAUAAAUAUACAGUGGUUUUGUUGACCGUCCUUGAAGCUUGAAGUUCCUUGUACAGAUUGCAUUUGUGCUUCUUUAUUCCCGUGCAAAUUAUUUUCUACCGCUUGGUGUCAACUUUUGAUCAAACAAAAUUAGACUUUAUUCUACAGCAAUUAAGGUUGGUUUUGGCUUACUCAGACUUCGAGGGAAGAAGUGCUUUGGCAAGCUCUUAGGAUUAGAAAAAUACAUUUUUGAUCUCCUUUUACAACAAAAAACUGCCAAAAUCGGCCAAAGGCGCUUCGACCACAGAGGCUGACCCCAAAAGAGUAAAGUAAUUUUACUACCGAGUUAAAUUAUUAUAUCUUCUUUGAAAGUAAGA
This is a messenger RNA of Helicoverpa armigera (cotton bollworm), 4279 nucleotides long. Its product is annotated as BOS complex subunit ncln. Gene Ontology annotation, biological process: regulation of signal transduction. The record is from RefSeq and is a predicted model, not a curated record. The transcript is spliced from 10 exons. Bases 125 to 1777 code for a protein of 550 amino acids. Lineage: Eukaryota; Metazoa; Arthropoda; Insecta; Lepidoptera; Noctuidae. Gene Ontology annotation, cellular component: endoplasmic reticulum membrane.